CUGCCGGGUACGGAGCGGAGCGCCAGACGCCAACAGGAAGCCUCCGCGCCCGGCCCGGGGGCGAUCGGCCCGUAGCGCCCCCGGGUCUGUCCCCGGGGCGCCAUGGCCCCACCGAGGCCGGGCGCACCGGCGGGGCUCCGGGUGCGUCGGCUAGCGCGCAGCUGAGCAGGGUGUAGUUUGGAGAGGCCGGGGCCCCCUGGGGUGCAGGUGGGGGCCGGCGCCAUGGAGCCCCCAGCCGCCCCCUCGGAGAGGAGCCUGUCUCUGUCUCUGCCCGGGCCCCGGGAGGGCCAGGCUACCCUGAAGCCGCCCCCCCAGCACCUGUGGCGGCAGCCGCGGACCCCCAUCCGUAUCCAGCAGCGCGGUUACUCCGACAGCGCAGAGCGCGCAGAGCCGGAGCGGCCGACACACCGGCACAUAGAGCGCGCGGAUGCUGUGGACACCGGCGACCGGCCCGGCUUGUGCACGUCCCGCAUGUCCUGGCCCUCGUCCUUCCACGGCACCGGCACCAGCAGCGGCGGCGCGGGGGGAGGCAGCUGCAGGCGCUGUGAGGCAGAGAAUGGGCCGACGCCAUCCCCUGGCCGCAGCCCCCUGGACUCGCAGGCGAGCCCGGGCCUUGUGCUGCACGCCAGUACGGCCACCAGCCAGCGCCGUGAGUCUUUCCUCUACCGCUCAGACAGCGACUAUGACAUGUCACCGAAGACCAUGUCCCGGAACUCGUCGGUCACCAGCGAGGCGUACGCUGAGGACCUCAUCGUAACACCAUUUGCCCAGGUACUGGCCAGUCUCCGGAGUGUUCGCAGCAACUUCUCACUCCUGACCAAUGUGCCCAUUCCCAGCAACAGGCGGUCCCCACUGAGUGGCCCAACUCUCGUCUGCAAGGCCACACUGUCAGAGGAGACAUGUCAGCAGUUGGCCCGGGAGACGUUGGAGGAGCUGGACUGGUGUCUGGAGCAGCUGGAGACCAUGCAGACCUACCGCUCAGUCAGCGAGAUGGCGUCCCACAAGUUCAAGAGGAUGCUAAACCGUGAACUCACACACCUGUCAGAGAUGAGCAGGUCAGGCAACCAGGUCUCUGAGUACAUCUCCACCACAUUCCUGGACAAGCAGAAUGAAGUAGAGAUCCCAUUACCCACGAUGAAGGAUGGAGACAAACAGCAAGCAUCCUGGCAGAGACCCUCCCAGCAGCCCCCACCCCCUGGGCCGCAGUUCCAGCCCAUGUCUCAGAUCACAGGGGUAAAGAAGCUGACGCAUAGCAGCAGCCUGACCGACUGCAGUAUUCCCCGCUUUGGGGUGAAGACAGACCAAGAGGAUCUCCUGGCCCAAGAACUGGAGAACCUGAACAAGUGGGGCCUGAACAUCUUUCGAGUGUCAGAUUAUGCAGGGGGCCGUUCCCUCAGCUGCAUCAUGUAUGCGAUAUUCCAGGAACGGGACCUGCUGAAGAAGUUCCGCAUCCCAGUGGACACAAUGGUGACAUACAUGCUGACCCUGGAGGACCACUACCACCAGGAUGUGGCCUACCACAACAGCUUGCACGCAGCCGAUGUGCUCCAGUCCACCCAUGUGCUGCUGGCAACACCUGCGCUGGACGCCGUGUUCACAGACCAGGAGAUUCUCGCGGCCCUCUUUGCGGCUGCCAUCCACGACGUGGACCACCCUGGGGUUUCCAACCAGUUCCUCAUCAACACCAAUUCGGAACUGGCCCUCAUGUACAACGACGAGUCGGUGCUGGAGAACCACCACCUGGCUGUGGGUUUCAAGCUGCUGCAGGAGGACAACUGCGACAUCUUCCAGAACCUCAGCAAGCGCCAGCGGCAGAGCCUGCGCAAGAUGGUCAUCGACAUGGUGCUGGCCACGGACAUGUCCAAGCACAUGACCCUCCUGGCUGACCUGAAGACCAUGGUGGAGACCAAGAAAGUGACCAGCUCGGGUGUCCUUCUGCUGGACAACUACUCUGACCGCAUUCAGGUCUUGCGAAACAUGGUGCACUGUGCAGACCUCAGCAACCCCACCAAGCCACUAGAGCUGUACCGACAGUGGACAGACCGCAUCAUGGCCGAGUUCUUCCAGCAAGGUGACCGUGAGCGUGAGCGAGGCAUGGAGAUCAGCCCCAUGUGCGACAAGCACACAGCCUCGGUGGAGAAGUCUCAGGUGGGUUUCAUCGACUAUAUUGUGCACCCGCUUUGGGAGACAUGGGCUGACCUGGUCCAUCCAGAUGCCCAGGAGAUCCUGGACACAUUGGAGGACAACCGGGACUGGUACUACAGUGCCAUUCAGCAGAGCCCGUCACCACCGCCUGAGGAGGAGCCCGGAGGGCCAGGCCACCCGUCUCCACACGAUAAGUUCCAGUUUGAGCUGACGCUGGAGGAGGAAGAGGAGGAGGGGGCGGUGUCCUCCGCUCUGGGUGCAUUUGAGGUGCAGGAAUUGUCCACAACCCAGUAUGCAUUCCCACCUGAUGAAGUGUUGGAGGUUGACGGCCAGGAUACAUCUGCAGAGGUGGAGGAGGUAGAGGAAAUGUCCUUGACACAGCAAGCAGACAGUGUGGCUUCGGGCCAGGACGACUCCACAUCCCCAGAUGCAUCCGUGGAUCCCAUAGGCUGCCGCAGCCCCCCUGAGAGCCUCCCUCGGCCUGCCUUGAGGACCCCGCCCACUCCAGAGGAGGCCCCGGGCCUCCUGGGCCUCCCCUCCAUGGUGGCCGAGGUGGGGGCCCAGAAAGAGCAUCAGGCUGCCAAGAGGGCGUGCUGUGCCUGCACAGGGACAACCAGCGAGGACCCACCCACACUCCCAUCUCCUGGCGGGUGGGAGUCUGCUGGAGACCCUAUCUGAGCCCCAGCCCCUACCCCCUUUUGCCCUCCCUGCCUCCUUUCACCGACAUCACCCCCCAACUGCCUCCUCCACUGCCUCAAAGACUCUUGGGCCUCCUGAGAAAAAAGAAAACAGAAAAGUGGUUUUUUUUCUCUUUUCUUUUUUUCCCCUUUCCUCCCACCCCUACCCCCACCCACAGGACCUCUUUUUGGAGGUGGGGCCUGGGGAAUAAGGGGCUGAGGUCCUGGAAGGGAUUUUAUUUUUCGAAUUUUAAUUGUUACAUUUUUAAAAAAAGGAAAAAAAAAGAAAAAAAAACCAGGAUGAAACACAGCAACUGUAGAUGCUCCUGUUCCCGGCUCCCCUUGUCCAUCUCCACCCCCGCCACCCCCCCAGGUCCCAGGCUCAGUCUUCCAGCCUCUUUGGGCUCUCUGUCUGGGCCCAAGCAGGCUUAGGGUCUCCCUCCAGGCUCUUCUGAGCUUUGAAGGGUUUCUAGAAUCCAGCCAGAAAUAGCCAUUCUGGGCAGGGCUGGUGGGGGCGGUCACUGUGAGGAGCCCCAGCUCCAGCCCCUCUCAGGCUCACUGCCCUCCCACCCCCCCCCAGAAGUCUUCCACCUCAUUUUGCACAAACCUGGCAAUACUGACUCGGGGACAGGCACAGGGACGCUGUGAAGUUGAGGAUGCUGGGAGGAGAGGGUGUGAGAGACAUUUGCAUUCACACCAUCAGCCUAGGAUCUGAGGUUUCAGGAGGGCCUGAUCCCCCUCCACUUGCCACUCUCUUCCCCUUCCACUUUGGGUUCCGUUUGAAUUUUCUCUGUUGCGGGGGGAAUGGCUCUGAGCUGCACCCCCCUUCCAGCUGCUUCUCAUCUUGUUUCUGCCUUAAUGAUUCCCAUGGCCAUAGGAGAGGGGGUUGCAGUGGCUCCUACCUGCACCUUGGUUGGGGUGGGGCCAGGCCCAGAGCCCCCAUCCUGGGCACCCUCCAGCAUCCUCCUGCUCCCCUCCCCAAGCCUUUGCCCUAGGAGGAAGCAAUAAUGGUGUACACCCACAUUCCCUUUCUGGGCAUCCCUUCCUACCCUGGCACCAAAGUCAUUUCUCCUUUGUCCCCACUUUGCCAAGCCUUCCCCUCUCCUAGCUAUUCCCCGAGCAAUACGACAGACAGAUGAAAGGCCAUUUUUCUCCAAGCCAUGGGGGAAUGUUUGGAAGGAAAGACCCCCUUUUCUCCCCUCCUCUAUGCCCCUUGGCCUGGUUCUGCGCAGCUGGGCAGGGCACGACCUCUCUCAUUGCCCUCACCCCUCGAAUUCUGAGCACACGGUACUGUAGCCUCCCCUGCCCCCAGCCUUCCAUCUGUCUGUCUAUCCCCCUGGGGAGUACCACCCGCUCCCACUCCCAUGAUGCUGUACAGGGUUCAUUUUUGUAGUGAAAGUAGUUUCUGUCCUAGCCGGCAACCGGAGUGGGCCUUUUUUGUGUUUUUUGUUUUAUUUUCUCUUUUUUUUUUCUUGUACAUACUGUAUGGUUGGUUUGUAAAUUAUUCUACAGAGGCAAAAAGGGAAAAUAAACUUGCCCUUCCCCUGCUGACCCAGUCAGGGGGAGGAAGGAUGGGGUCUCCCAGAGGGAGAGUUCCCAUUCCUGCUGUAUUAUACAAACUGUACAAUAGACCCCGAAAGGGUGGGCUUGAUGCUGUUUGAUGGGGAGUCGGUUCAUCUGUGGGAUGAGGGCUUGGCAGAGUCUGCCCCUCUCCCUGCCCCAGGGCCAGGUGGGACUGGCCUCCAUUGAGAUGGACCCCCCGACCCCCAAUCAGGGCUCCUCUCUCCAGGGGGGAGCACAGGACCCCUGUGAGCUGCUCGAGUGUUGUCCACUUUGACGAUAAAUCAGUCGGUCUGUUGAUCGAUAAUCAAUCCUUUGAUCUUGUCUCCAAUUAAACCGAGGCUUUCACCAAUCUUCCUGGCUGUUGUGGCUUCUUUUCUUACCUUGGUUGUCAAGAUGUGCCUCUCCUGCUCUGUCAGCCUGGGUCUGG
This is a messenger RNA of Rhinolophus ferrumequinum (greater horseshoe bat), 4812 nucleotides long. It is a transcript of the gene PDE4A, whose product is annotated as phosphodiesterase 4A. Lineage: Eukaryota; Metazoa; Chordata; Mammalia; Chiroptera; Rhinolophidae. Gene Ontology annotation, cellular component: perinuclear region of cytoplasm; cytosol; nucleus. Bases 223 to 2823 code for a protein of 866 amino acids. Gene Ontology annotation, biological process: signal transduction. Gene Ontology annotation, molecular function: 3',5'-cyclic-AMP phosphodiesterase activity. The transcript is spliced from 15 exons. The record is from RefSeq and is a predicted model, not a curated record.